AUGACCAUAUGUGACAUAAAAAUUAAGGAGAAAAAAAAUGAAAUGAAUAAAAACAAAAAUAAAGAUUACAUUUGUAAAAAUAUAGAAAAAGCACCAAGAGAAACAGACGUAUUAAUAGUAGGUACGAGUACCGGUGGAUUAUUUUUAUCAUUAGAUUUAAUGAGAAAAAAUAUAAAAAAUAUAAUUAUAAAUUCAUAUGAAAGUAAUUCUGAAGAUGAUAAGAUAAAUGAUCAAUACUUACUUUAUCCUCGAACCCUUGAAAUUUUACAAGAUUUAAAUUUACUUACAGAAGUAUCAUCUAAAAGUUUAAAAUUAAAUGGAAUAAGUUUUUACAUAGAAAAUAAAUUAAUAAAUAAGACAAGCAAAACAUUCUUUCAAAAUUUUAAUGGAACUCUACCAUAUAUGUUAAGUAUAAGUAAAUAUACACUAAAUAAUAUUUUACGAAAAAAUUUAAAAUAUUUUGGGGAAUCAGUAGAAGAUUCAACAGUAUUAUUAGAUAUUAUUGAUCAAUUUGAAGGUAAUAAACGUAAAAAAAAUUAUAAAAAUAAAUAUUUGCAUAAAAAUAGAAAUUCUAUAGUGCAUCAAAAUUCUAUUUUAUCACAAGAUAUUUUGAAUUCUUCAUUAAUGAGUAACAGUUCAAAUAAUGCUUACGAAAAUGAAAAUAUAAGAACUAUAAAGAAACUUUACACAUUACCUUCUCUCUUGAAAAAUAGGGGUGAUUUAGUAAAUAGUAAUGUAGAAGAAAAAAUUAAUCACAAUUUAAAUGAAAAUAAUAAAGGCAAAAAUCCAAUAAAUAACAACAAAAAUGAAAAUAUAAAUUAUUCAUAUAGUGAAAUUAAUACUAAGAGUAUUAACACAAGUUCAGUGGCAUCAAAUAAUAGUGAUACAAUUUCUAGUUUAUCAAGUGAAACAACAUCUAGCUCCUUUUCUUCUGGGUGCAGUAAUGAUAAAAGCAGUAAAUGUGCAGAUGAUAGCAAUAAUACUCACAACAUUUCUAAUAUAACUUAUUCAAACGAUAAAAUUGUUAAAAAAAGUAUUCAAUUACGAUUAUUAAACAACCUAUUAGAUAUAAAUAAAUAUAUUGAUAGAAAUGAGAGAAUGAAUAUCUAUUGUGAUAAUAUUGAAAAAUCGACGAAUUUAUAUAAAAAAUAUCAAAAUGUUAAGAAAAACGAAGAUAAAGAUUAUGAUUUUACAACUGUACAAGUAAAAGAAAAAAUUUCUUCACAUGAUAAUAAAGGAUUCGAUCAAUUUUCUUCAAUAAAAAGCAAAUUUAUUAUAGGAGCCGACGGAAAAAAAUCAUUAGUAAGAAAAUUUGCAGAUAUAGAAAUGAAUGAAAAAGAUGAUCAAUGCUUAGAAUAUAUAUCCGUUGAUGUUUGUGCAAAGUGGGGUAGUGAAAUGAAUCAUUACAAUUUAUCUUUGAUAGCAUCACAACAUGGUUUUAUUACUUGUUUUCCUAUAUUUUUUGAAAUUCAAAAUAUUAAUGAAAAUGAUUUUUAUUGCACAGAUAAAAAUUUUAUUACUUUCAUAAAAAAAAUAAAAAUGGAAUGCGAUUUAAAAAAAAAAGAUAUCUGUUUAAAUGAUAUAAAUAAAAAUAAAUUAAAAAAUGUACUUUCUAACUAUUACAGUAUACCCAAUUCAGAUGGUUAUGCUUCAAAUGUUUCUUUAAUAAACAAAGGGAAUGAUGGAAAAAAAGAGAAAAAUACUUGCAAUAGCAAUAUACACAAAAUGAAUAAUAAUAUUAUCAAAAAUUCUCAUCAAAAGGUAAAAAAUGGAAAUAUUUUUAUGAAUACAGAAAACUUUACUAAAAAAUAUAGCACAGUUAGUAAUAAUAAUAAUAAUAAUCCAAUAGACUUACAAACACCAAUAAAAAAUGAAGAACAGAAAAGCAGUAAUUUUAAGAAAAUUUUAGAUUAUUUCAAUAAUAAAGAUAAUAAAAAUACCAAUUUUACUAAUAAAUAUGUUGAAGAAAAAAAUAGAGAACACUUAGAAAACUCGAGGCAUAAUGCUUUCAAUAAAAGUAGUUCACAAAAUUCAAGCAGUAUUUCUAGUUAUAAAAAAAUAAUCUUAAAUUUAAAUUCAAGUAGUAGUGAAAAUACCAGCAAAACUGUAUCUUUUUACAAAACCAACCCAUUGUUAGAAGAAGAAAAAAAUAAUAAUACUCUAGAAGGAUCAUUACAAGUCUCAGAAGAUAAUAAUAUAAACCAGGAUAAUGUUAAAAUAAAAAAUAGUAAAAAUGUAUUAGAAAUAAAUAAAGAUGAAGAAUUUAACAGUACUAUGAAAAAAACAUCAUGUUUAAGUGUAUCUGACAAAUUUAAUGUUGAAUAUUUUUUUAAUAAAAAUAGUGAAAAUAAUUUAAGUAGUAAUUCUAUUAAUCAUGAACAAAUUUACUGUAAUAAAGGUAACAAUAAAAAUAUCAAUAAUGGCUAUUAUAAUAAUGUAGGUAGUUUUAAUAAUAAUAAUGAAUAUAAUGAUGAUAAUGACAAAAAUAGUAAUAAUGAUAUUAAUGAUAAUAUUGAUACUAACUAUAAUGUUGAUACUAAUAAUAAUAUUGAUAUUAAUAAUAAUAAUGAUACUAAUAAUAAUAGUAAUGAUAUAAGUAAUGAUAAUAUAAAUAAUAUCAGCAUUGAAAAUAAUAAUAAUAAUAAUAUAUAUAUUAAUAACGUUAAUUCACAUAAUAAUGAUAAUAUGAUUUUAGAAAAAAAUAAUGAUAAUACAAUUAUUAAAAAUAAUCAUAAUAUUAACACAAGUAAUAAUAAUAAAAACUCUGAUAUAAGUAAUAAUGAUAGUUAUGGAAAUAAUUAUAUUAGCAAAUGUACAGAAAGUAGUUUUAUUGAUGCUUUAAGUAAUAAUUCUAAAUUUGAAAUAAAAAAUGAUAAAUUUUUUUAUACAGGAAAGAAUAAUUACAAUUGGCAUUUAACGAUAUGUAGAAACCUAAAAAAGAAUAAAAAUAGCAUUCAUGAUAUAAAUAAAUCAAAUGAAAAUAAAUAUUUAGAAGUAAUAGAAUUAAUUAAAAAAAUAAUUCCUCAUACUGAAUUAUUUUAUUUGUAUAACUUAAAAAUAGGUGUACAUAAAGAUAAAAUUUGUAAAAAUUAUUAUCACAAUUCUAUAAUUUUAACUGGAGAAUCUAAUUGUUUCUAUAAUCCUUUAUUUAAUUUAAGUGUAAACUUAACAAUACAUGACACAUAUAAUAUAGGAUGGAGAUUGAAAUCAUUAAUUGAUCAUAAUUCUUCUUCCUUAUUAUUAGAAUCAUAUGAAAAGGAAAGAAAAUUAGUUUCUGAAAAUGUAUUAUCAUGGAAUAGAGAAAAAUUAAACUUAUUUUUAAACAACUAUUCUAUAUAUUUAUCCGUUUUAAAUUGUUGUGCUUCUACUUUUGCAAAUAUUUCUACUUUUUAUAAUUUUUUUGAAAAAUUUUAUUUAAAAACAUUCAUGCUUCAAGAAAAUUAUUAUCCACAUAAUACAUUAAAUAACACAGCACUGUCAUGUAAAAAAAGUUUUUCUUGUAGAGAUAGAGCAAAGAAUUGUAUUUUAAAAUAUAUUUAUUCGAACAACAACUACGAAGAAAAGACAAUAAGUUUAUAUGAUUAUUUAAGAGAUCAUUUACAUACAUUAAUUUUAUGCAUAAAUAUAUCAGAUGUAUCAAAUAAUAAUUAUGUUAAAUCAUUUUCUUUAAAAAAUAAAAAUAAUAUGAAUUAUGAUCAAACAUCUUUAUAUAAAUUAAUAAAAAUAGGAAGAUUAACUUAUAAUACUAUGAUGAAAAAUUUUAAUGGUUCUCCAUUGAAGAUAUUAUGGAUAAUAUGUGACAAAAAUAAAAAUGAAAUUAAUCAAACAAACAAUACUUUAUUUUCAACUAGAUUAUCUUCCUCUAAAAGUUUUAAUAUAAAUUUUUAUGAAGUUCCUAGUGAACUAUUAAAUGAAAUAAAAAAUUCAAAAAUACAAAAUCAAAUUAUUUUAUAUGAUUUCAUAAAUGAUUUUCAAAAACAAUUCAACAUAAAAUUAAAUCUCCCUAACAAUAUAAUAGAAUCUCACAAUUUUAAAUCUGCCAUGUAUAUUUUUCUUCGACCAGAUUUGCAUAUAACUCACAUGAACUAUGUCAAUGAUGAAAAUCAAAUGACUGAUUUUCUUGAUUAUAUAUAUAAAUUUUACGGUUAA
Messenger RNA from Plasmodium relictum, 4149 nucleotides. Its product is annotated as conserved Plasmodium protein, unknown function. The transcript has a single exon. NCBI's taxonomy places the organism in Eukaryota, Apicomplexa, Aconoidasida, Haemosporida, Plasmodiidae. Gene Ontology annotation, molecular function: FAD binding. The coding region runs from base 1 to 4149 and encodes 1382 amino acids. The record is from RefSeq and is a predicted model, not a curated record.